AUGUGGGAGAAAACAAGCAGCCGACAAGCCAGAAAUUUCUGGAGGACCGGAUAGAGAGAGAGAGAUGGCUGCUUCUUUUACCAUCCACUCAUCUCCUUCUCUUGUUCCCACGACCAGAGCUUCGACGAUCUUCCAUGGAGGCCGCCACAGUUACCAGUUCCUCAUCCUCCACAGUCCCAACCAAGCCUCCAGAAAACCCCUCUCUCUCAGGGUCCGAGCUGCCAAGCUUCCCUCUGGGGUGGAAGUGCCGAAAGUAGAGCCCAAGUUCCAGGCUCCAUUUCUCGGAUUCACAAGAACUGCCGAGGUUUGGAACUCCAGAGCUUGCAUGAUUGGCCUCAUCGGGACAUUCAUUGUCGAACUGAUAAUAAACAAAGGGAUUCUUCAGGUGAUUGGAGUGGAGGUGGGCAAGGGCCUCGAUCUUCCUCUUUGAGAAAUUUCAGCUCCCCUCGUCGUAUUGGAAAUCUCUUUCUCUAGAGAAGUAAAUACAAUGACUUCAAGUUGGUGACAACUCUCUUGGCUCUACUCUUGCUGCGUAGAGAGUAACCCUGUGCUGCUUCACUGGAUUUUCUUGUUGAAUAGCUUGCACAAUCGAUUCCAUAGGGUUUUUAAUUUGCUUGCAAAUGACACUAUCACCUUCCUCUUUUGACCAUCAAUAAGAUAAUACAGGAACAACUUGAGAAGAGUAUGAAUUUAAUCCUUCUGAAUGAAUAGCCAAUUUGUUCGUCUUUGAAA
Molecule: messenger RNA, 732 nt
Organism: Eucalyptus grandis
Lineage: Eukaryota; Viridiplantae; Streptophyta; Magnoliopsida; Myrtales; Myrtaceae
Product: light-harvesting complex-like protein OHP1, chloroplastic
Exons: 3
Coding region: 65-430 (121 amino acids)
Source: RefSeq, a predicted model, not a curated record